Messenger RNA from Rosa rugosa (rugosa rose), 2561 nucleotides. Its product is annotated as pentatricopeptide repeat-containing protein At2g02980, chloroplastic. The transcript has 3 exons. Bases 199 to 1980 code for a protein of 593 amino acids. Gene Ontology annotation, biological process: RNA modification. The record is from RefSeq and is a predicted model, not a curated record. Lineage: Eukaryota; Viridiplantae; Streptophyta; Magnoliopsida; Rosales; Rosaceae. Gene Ontology annotation, molecular function: zinc ion binding; protein binding; RNA binding.
GAUGUAAAAUUGAACAUGAAUUAAGUAAUAGAAAAAGACUGUUGAAGAUAUGAGGCAAAUAUAUAGCAUUUUGGUUUUGGCCCUCCCAAUUUGAGAGUGUCAACUUUCUUCCAUGACCUGCUGAAACUGAAAGAGCCACUGAAUGGAUAAGACAGAAAUUGCUUGUAUAAACUCAGCACUACCACUCAAAAAACAGCUAUGGCUGUCCAGAUAACCCCAGUCUCUCACCCAAAAGCUCACACUCACACUCACUCCCCAAUCUCUCUCAUCCCUAAAUGCACCUCUCUCACAGAACUCCAGCAAAUCCACGCCUUGUCCAUCAAAACCCAUCUCCAAUAUGACGACUUCUCUGUCCUCGCCAAGCUCAUCAACUCCUGCACACUCAACCCAACUAGACACUCCAUGGACUAUGCCCACCACCUGUUCCACCAAAUUCCCCACCCGGACAUUGUCGUCUUCAACACCAUGGCACGUGGUUACUCACGCUCCGAUACCCCAUUUCGCGCCAUUUCACUCUUUUCCCAGGUUCUAUCCUCAGGUCUCUUCCCAGAUGACUACACAUUCCCGGCACUUCUCAAGGCUUGCGCCGGCUCUAAAGCCUUAGAAGAAGGGAAGCAGUUGCAUUGCUAUGUUAUCAAAUAUGGAAUGCAACUUAGCAUAUUCGUGUGUCCUGCUCUUAUAAAUAUGUACACUGAGUGCAGUGAUGUGGAUGCAGCUCGCCGGCUAUUUGAUAAGAUACCGGACCCUUGUGUUGUUGUGCAUAAUGCUAUGAUCACAGGGUAUGCUAGAAACAGUCGGCCUAAUGAGGCAUUGGCAUUGUUUCGAGAGUUGCAAGCAAGUGGUCUUAAGCCAACCGAUGUUACUAUGCUUAGUGCUCUUUCGUCGUGUGCUUUGUUAGGUGCUUUGGACUUGGGGAAGUGGAUACAUGAGUAUGUUAAGAAGAAUAGGUUUGAUAGAUAUGUUAAAGUGAACACUGCAUUAAUAGAUAUGUAUUCAAAGUGUGGGAGCCUGGAGGAUGCAGUGUCUGUGUUUGAGAACAUGAGUGUGAAAGAUACACAGGCUUGGUCUGCAAUGAUUGUGGCGUAUGCAACGCAUGGGAAUGUUUCCAAAGCUAUAUCGAUGUUUGAAGAGAUGAAGAAGGCACGAAUUCGACCUGAUGAGAUCACAUUUCUGGGACUCUUAUAUGCGUGUAGUCAUGCUGGAUUGGUUGAGGAGGGUUGCAAGUAUUUCUACAGCAUGAGUGAGAACUAUGGGAUUAUACCCAGGAUUAAGCAUUAUGGGUGUGUGGUGGAUUUGCUAGGUCGGGCUGGACGUUUAGGGGAGGCUUACAAGUUCAUAGUUGAGCUACCAAUUAAGCCUACGCCUAUAAUCUGGCGAACAUUGUUAUCUGCUUGUUGCAGUCAUGGUGAUGUAGACAUGGGGAUGCGGGUGCUUGAGCAAAUUUUUGAGUUAGAUGACUCUCACGGUGGGGAUUAUGUGAUCAUAUCUAACUUGUGUGCAAGAGCAGGAAGAUGGGAGGAUGUUGAUUACUUGAGGAAACUGAUGAAAGACAGAGGCAUUGUAAAGAUUCCCGGGUGUAGCGCCAUAGAGAUGAACAAUGUAGUGCAUGAAUUCUUCUCUGGGGAUGGCGAGCGUUCUGUUUCCAAAGUACUGCAUCAGGCAGUUGAUGAGUUGAUUGAAGAAUUAAAGCUGGCCGGAUAUGUUCCAGAUACUUCUUUAGUAUUUCAUUCUGACAUGGAUGAUAGAGAUAGAGAGCUUUCUCUUAGAUAUCAUAGUGAGAAAUUAGCCAUUACUUAUGGGCUCUUAAACACAGCUGCUGGGACAACAAUUCGAGUGGUGAAGAACCUUAGGGUAUGUGGGGAUUGCCACUCUGCUGCUAAAUACAUAUCAUUGAUCUUUAAUAGACAAAUAGUUCUUAGAGAUGUUCAACGGUUCCAUCAUUUCAAAGAUGGCAAGUGUUCUUGUGGGGACUAUUGGUAGUUGAACAGGACAUCAUUUUUAUCGUAACAGAGAAACUAUAUUGGGCUUUCCGGCUUCUCUGGUGACUAGAAUCUUCAUCGUCUUAGUGGAAGGUGAUUCAAUGAGGAAAAUGAAAGCAGUUGGUUAGCAUGGUUAGUAGUCUUGGCCAAAUCCUUUUGGUCCAUCGUCAUGGACGUAUUACUGUCAUUCAGUAGACAUCAAUGAUUAACUUCCAACUCCAAGGCUGAGUGGCCAGGAUCCUACGGUGGCCCUCAGCACAAUAUUUGCUAUCCGACUACAGGAAAACCUGCACAAAGUUUCAUUAUCGGUGGCUUUCGGCCCAAUUUUAACGAUGGUUCAAUCCCAACAACCUACUGCGAUCCCAACAACCCCCUUCAAUGAAACAAAGGUGUCAGGGAUAAUCGACGAUUUGCAAAAAUAUUGGCCAUUGGCUGGCCUGCCCGAGCAGCAACGGUACGCAGCUUUGGGCCGAAGAAUGGGAAAAGCAUGGCACUUGCUCGCAGUCUGUCAUUGAUCAGUAUAAUUACUUCUUUCAUGCUACCGGCCUCAGAGAUAUCUUGAAAGACAUCCACGGAUACCUU